Molecule: messenger RNA, 2545 nt
Organism: Musa acuminata subsp. malaccensis (wild Malaysian banana)
Lineage: Eukaryota; Viridiplantae; Streptophyta; Magnoliopsida; Zingiberales; Musaceae
Biological process (GO): proteolysis
Molecular function (GO): serine-type peptidase activity
Source: RefSeq, a predicted model, not a curated record
AAAAUCCCCAAGCGCAUGGCGGUGGUCACUUCGACGGCUCCCUGGGCCACUCGGUUCACUGCUCUCCUCGCCGCCCCCGCUCGUCUCCGCAUCUCGCUCUCGAUCGGACUACCGGGGAAGCACCGCACCCUCCCGUCCAGCCUUCGGAGGACCAUGGCGUCCGCGUCGGCGGCGACUCCGCCACCAUCCGGUGUUGGCGAGAAGGUCACGGCGCCGUACGGCUCCUGGAAGUCCCCCAUCACAGCCGACGUCGUCGCUGGCGCUGAUAAGCGUCUCGGCGGCAUUUCCGUCGGGGGAGAUGGCCGCCUCGUCUGGAUCGAGACCCGCCCCGAGGAAGGAGGACGUGCAGUUAUUGUGAAGGAAUCGACAAAAUUGGAAGAUAAACCAACAGACGUUAUACCUUCAGAGUUUGCAUCACGAACCUUGGCCCAUGAGUAUGGUGGUGGUGCUUUUGCUGUUUCGGAGGAUAUCAUUAUUUUCUCUAACUAUAAAGAUCAACGCUUAUAUAAAUUUUUUGUUGGAGGUCCUUCACCAGUACCUAUUACUCCUGACUAUGGUGGACCUUUAGUCUGUUAUGCAGAUGGCUAUUUUGACCCUCACUAUAGUCGCUAUAUUACUGUAAUGGAAGAUCAUCGCAAAAGCAACUUGAAUCCCAGCACUACAAUUGCUUGUAUUCAUCUCAAUGAUGUAAACAUUCAAGAUCCAAAGGAACUUGUUAGCGGCAAUGACUUUUAUGCUUUUCCACGUGUUGAUCCAAGUGGGAAGAGGAUGGCAUGGAUAGAGUGGAGCCACCCUAACAUGCCUUGGGAUAAAGCUGAACUUUGGGUUGGAUAUUUCUCUGAGAAUGGAGAGCUGUCCAAGCGAAUAUGUGUUGCUGGUGGUGAUCCUACAAUAGUUGAGUCUCCAACCGAACCAAAAUGGUCACCCAAAGGGGAAUUGUUCUUCAUCACUGAUCGAGGCAGUGGGUUUUGGAAUAUUUAUAAAUGGAUUGAACACAAAAACAAUGUUGUAGCUGUUUAUCCAUUUAAUGCCGAGUUUACAAGACCUCUAUGGGUAUUUGGCAUUAGCUCAUAUGAUUUUGUUGGAAAAGAUGGGGAAAAUGAUAAUAUUGUUUGCACUUACAGACAGAAUGGGAGGUCGUACAUUGGAAUUUUGGACUCUGUUAAGGGUUCCUUUUCGUCACUUGAUAUUCAUUUGACUGAUAUUGGUAACAUUGUUUCUGGCUCCUGUUGCUUAUAUAUUGAAGGUGCAUCAGCUACCCAUCCAUUGUCAAUUGUGAAGGUGACACUAGAUGCAACCCAAUCAAAAGCAAUAGAAUCUUCAGUACUUUGGUCGUCUUCCCCAGAUUUAACAAAAUAUGAACCAUACUUUAGCUUGCCAGAAAUUAUUGAGUUUCCAACUGAGUGUCCUGGCCAGAAUGCUUAUGCAUAUUUUUACCCUCCUUCAAAUCCCAUUUAUCAAGCAUGUUCAGAUGAAAAACCUCCAUUAUUGGUCAAAAGCCAUGGUGGACCAACAUCUGAAUCACAUUGUAUACUGGAUCUUAAUAUCCAGUACUGGACUAGUCGAGGGUGGGCUUUUGUAGAUGUUAACUAUGGAGGAAGUACUGGUUAUGGGAGAGAAUACCGAGAAAGACUUCUAGGACAGUGGGGCACUGUUGAUGUUAAUGAUUGUUGCAGCUGUGCUAGAUUUCUGGUAGAAUGCGGAAAGGUGGAUGGAGAACGGCUUUGUAUAACUGGAAGGUCAGCUGGUGGAUACACCACAUUAGCUUGUCUUGCUUUCAGAGAAACAUUUAAAGCUGGUGCAUCUCUGUAUGGUGUAGCUGACUUAACUUUGUUGAGAGCAGAAACUCACAAAUUUGAGUCUUACUAUCUUGACAAUCUUGUUGGAAGUGAAAAUGCUUAUUUUGAAAGGUCUCCGAUUAACUUUGUUGAUAAAUUUACCUGCCCAGUGAUUUUGUUCCAAGGUUUAGAGGACAAGGUUGUACCCCCUGUUCAGGCUCGGAAGAUAUACAAGGCUUUGAUAGACAAGGGUUUGCCGGUUGCUUUAAUAGAAUACGAAGGAGAACAACAUGGGUUUAGAAAGGCUGAGAACAUCAAGUUCACUUUGGAGCAACAGAUGAUGUUUUUUGCUCGUCUGGUGGGGCACUUCCAAGUUGCUGAUCCUAUUUCUCCAAUCAAAAUUGAUAACUUUGACUAACAUAUCAAUGUCUCUAUGUCCUAAUGCCUGGAGUAUUGAUUUUUUCUCCGGAGCUCAAAAGUAUGGUAUUCUGAUUACUUGGAUUGAGAAUAAUCAAAGAUCAGAGGGGCUACCUGGAAUGUAUAAAUUUUACUAUAUAAAUUAAGGCGGGUGAAAAAAAAAAGGAGAGCCUCCUUUUUCUCCCUUUAUGCUCAAUUGAGACUUUUUUUUUUUUCGUUUUAUCCAUUUAUUUUACAGCUUUUUUCUUGUGAUUCCUUUUAAAAGGUGUGAAAGGCUUAGGAACACAAAGUAAAAAAGAAAGGAGCCUCAACUGAGAACAGAAAGAAAAAUGGCACUCUUUUUCUUGGAA